Molecule: messenger RNA, 410 nt
Organism: Prorocentrum cordatum
Lineage: Eukaryota; Dinophyceae; Prorocentrales; Prorocentraceae
Source: the annotation of a GenBank genome assembly
GGAUUCAGUUGGCGAUGAUGCGCGCCAUGAAGAAGAUCUGCAGAGUGCUGCGGCACAUGAGGACGACGAGGACGCACCGCGACCUGGCCAGAGUCGACGCCAUGGAGAUGGUCACCGACAUCAUGGCCGACCGGUGGCCGGGCUCGCCCGUGGCCGCCAAGGGAUCGCGCGCAAGCAGCACCACGGUCGACUUCAACGACGUCGGCAGCGCUGUGCCGCAGGCCGCCUCGAGGAGGAGAAAGGCCAACAUCUUCAGGAAUUCUACGAUCAGCUUCUCUGUGAAGGCCCAGCCCGUGGUUGGCCGCCUGGAGAACCUGCAGAGCCAGGUGACGCUGCUGUCGAGCAAGCAGGAGCAGUUCGAGGAGAAGCUCGACGAAGUGGGCAGAACGCUGCGGAGUGUGCUCUCAACG